This is a messenger RNA of Oikopleura dioica, 2688 nucleotides long. The record is from the annotation of a GenBank genome assembly. Lineage: Eukaryota; Metazoa; Chordata; Appendicularia; Copelata; Oikopleuridae.
AUGCCAGGAGAGCUUUUCCUGCAGAAUGAAACUUACAUCUGCGAUGACCGAAUCAUGUUACAGAGUUUGAAAGAUGACCCUGCAUCUAACGAGUGCUGCACUUGGUCAGAUCACCAGAUCGAAUGCGGCCAGUGCACGGGCGCAAUGAAGUAUCUAGGACUCACAAAGGGAAAAUGCAGCUGGGAUAGAACAUUUGGAGACAUAUACGAGUUCCCUUCAAAUGAUGGCAAAAAGUACGACACGAGCUUUUGCAACAUCAAGACUGACUUUGAUGAAGCGUCUCAGAUCUGCUCCUUACUUGGGGGAAGACUUUUCAAUGAGGAGAAGCGUCUAAUCUGCGAACUCUGCCAAGAAAAUGAUAUUGACUGUUCUUCAAACGCUAUUGCAUACGCUCUCAAUAUGGCCUUGGCCAAGUUUACAAAAAAUAUUCCACUAAAGCCUUCUAAUAAAGAUAUGGCGAUCGCAUUCGAUUACGGCGCGAAUCUUUUCAAAACUGUUCAGCUAGAGGAUAUUACUUCAGAGACCGAUGGAUUUAUCUGUGAGAGGCCUGAAUGGAGCUGCCAGUACGCAGGAUGCUCUCAUAUUUGCAACGAUGACGGAUUUUGCGAAUGCCCUACUGGAUACUAUCUUGAAGAUCGGACCACUUGCCGGCAAGAGGGAGCUGUUGAACGGGUUGAAUGCUUUAACUCCCACAUGGUGGCUUGGUUUAAAUCAGAAUCAGUCAGUUUUGAGACUGUAGUUGCCCUCAAUGAUCCAAACUGUGGAGACAAAAUUAGACAAGUUGGGAAUAUGCUCCGGGUCGAUGUUCCUCUCGACGGUUGCGGGACAACUCUUGAAUACGACGAGGAAAGCAAUUACCUUAUUUUCACGAACACCCUGAAAGCCGUUGUUGAUGAUUCCAAAUCGGUAUCGAUAAUGUCCCAAAUCGAUAAAACCUUUUCUUGUUCCUACGAAACAGUCUCGACUAUCGAUGAGAACUCUCUCAAUUUCAGUUCCGCAUCAAAGUCCCUCGAUGGAACUAAAGCAGGAUCAUUUGACUUCAAAAUAACGACUUAUUCAACCAGUUCUUUCCAAGAGAUGGACGCUGCCGCGCUGAAUCGAGUGGGAGAGACUUUGUAUUUCGCAGUGGAGCCGAUAAGUGCUCUAUCAAACCUUGUUUAUACAGUCAAUCAGUGUGAAGUCUUCAGCGAGGCUGGGCUCAGCUAUGAAUUGUUCAAUAUCAGCGAACAACGCGCGGACGAUUACGUGAAAUUGAGGCGAUUUCCUUUCUACUUCUCAGAUUCGCACGGUCCAACAUGUGCUGUUUCGUUGCAGGAUCGCUGGUCGUAUACAGUUUUUCAGUUUUAUGACCUUUCAAAUCCACUUAGUUCUGAUUUGCAGCAGCAAUUUCUGAAAUGCUCGGUAAUUGUUUGCAAGAAAGAGGAAGACAUGGACGAGCUUGCACUUGACUUCGAACGCGACUUCUUCACUUUGAUAAUAAGAUUAUCUCCCCAGAAGAAAAUGGACAAUAUUUCAAUUAGCGUGAAUCAGUCGCAUUUCUUCGAUUCUCCUAGUCAGUCCGAAUUGAUGGGUGCUCCCUUAAAUUACGAUUUAUCAAACGAUUACUACGAAGAUUAUUCCCUAGAGCAGAUGUUCUGUACAUUUUACCCAAUGGAGCUUGAUGAUAGCAGGAAUUUCUCUAAGAUCUGUUUUCCAAACACCAACAGCAGCAUCAUGGACAAUACGUGCCUCGAAGAUGAAACCAGGCGCAACAAAGAGCUUUUUCGGAAUAAGCUGAUACAGAAUAUCGUUAGAAUUCUCCUCGGUGUCAUUGGAACAUUUCUGAUUAGAAGCUCAUUUACUAAAUCUGCUCACAAAAUCUAUGUCCUGCAGAUUGCCGAGCGAUAUUUUGGAAUAAGCUCUGCAAUGGCACUAAGACCGCGCACGACAUCAAAAAUAAAAUCCGCCUCACUAAGCUUAGGAGCGUGGACGCUAUCUUUUAUAGUUGUUCUUCCGCUCUUGUUUGUCUAUCAACAUGCGAAUCACACUAACGAAAAUAAAAUAUCGGAGCGAUACUCAACUAUACAAACCUUAUCGCUGUGUUAUGAAAUAUACUACACUAUGGAAGCCGAAAACUUUACUUACUACCCGACAAUGAACCAAGAAUGUCUUGUUCCACUAUUAGAAUAUAUCAAUAAUGCUAAUUCAUCGGAAGAAAUUUGCGCAAGAGGGAAAUCUCUUUUUAACAAUGUUUCUCUGGAGAAGCUCAGCCCAGAAACUCUUUUAAAUCAAGAAUUCAAAUUGCAAGUUCUCGAAUCUGUUCGGGCGAUGAGUUCAUGCAAAUGCUCUCAGUCAAACAUAAUUCUGGACUGUGCUUCGGAAAGUGGCGCAAAUGGAGACUCUCUUGGUCGCAGCAUCCAACUAGUCACGUGCAUUUUCUUCGUUGUUGGACCUCUAGUACUCAUUUCCGUCUUCUACCUGAAGCUUAGCUGCAUGGUGGCAGGCCACACAACGAGAAUGAUGCAGUCUAUUCGAAAUGAACGAUCUGCGUCUCUGCUCAGCGGAAAAAGCAUCUCAGAGUUUGUCCGUAACCUUCCGAAGAAAUCGAAAAAGAAGACAUCCUUUGAAACAUCGAUGAAUAGGUUUUCAAAGGCUAAGUCUAGUGUCUACAGAAGUACCGUUUGGUACGUCGUGGCUCUACUUCUUUGA